This is a messenger RNA of Myxocyprinus asiaticus (Chinese sucker), 3030 nucleotides long. RefSeq names its product carboxypeptidase Z (gene cpz). The transcript has 11 exons. Gene Ontology annotation, biological process: proteolysis. Gene Ontology annotation, molecular function: zinc ion binding; metallocarboxypeptidase activity; protein binding. The coding region runs from base 155 to 2200 and encodes 681 amino acids. Lineage: Eukaryota; Metazoa; Chordata; Actinopteri; Cypriniformes; Catostomidae. The record is from RefSeq and is a predicted model, not a curated record.
AAGGCUUUCUGAAUGGACUGUAAUUACAGUGGAUCCCAGACAGCAGAGCGGCCGCCUACCGCGUGAAAUUUUUUUGCUGUAAUUUGAUCAUUUGGCAGCGGUGUUUAGGGCAGACUCUCCCCUAAGCGAUGGGGGUAGUGGGACUUUUCGGAAGAUGAUCAACUUUGCACGUCGUAGCGACUGCCACAUCAUUCCGUUAAUGGACAACAAAAUGCUCACGGUUUUCGUACUUUUAAGUGCUCUAGCGACAUGCAUGAGCGCACCACGACGAUGUGCACCAGAGGAGGAAGCAUUAGGAAGAUGCAGAACACCUGCAGAAGAGAGACCGCAGUGUACAGACAUGGUGCUCGGCUACUGCCAGGACGUGCCCUACAGCUACACCUCAUUCCCCAACAUUGUGGGCCACCGUUCACGCGAAGAUUUAGAGACAGGUGCAGAGUACCUACUCUUGAGUGUGAUCCAUGGGCUGCUGAAUGGGGAGUGUUGUCCAGACAUCCGUCUGCUAGGCUGCUCAGUGUUGGCUCCCCGUUGUCAAGACAACAGACUUAUGAAGCCGUGCCGUAGCUCGUGUGAGAUGUUGAAAAAGAGUUGUGUUCAUGCCUUUGAAGCCAUCGAAAUGGCAUGGCCAUACUUUUUGGACUGUGACCGAUUCUUUGUUGGUGACGAGGAGGGUUGUUACGACCCAUUGUCAGAGCUGAGAGUAAAGCAGGAGGUGGCUUUGGCCAACAUAUCUGAUGGUGGCCUUUCCACUGUCCUCCAGUUCACUUACCACUCAAACUCUCAGAUGUUCAGUAUCCUUAAGAAGACAGCAGCUAAAUGCCCCCAAAUCUCACGCACAUACAGCAUUGGACGCAGUGUGGAGGGCAAAGACUUACUGGUUAUUGAAUUCUCCACUAACCCUGGACAACAUGACCUAUUGGAGCCCGAGAUGAAAUUAAUUGGGAACAUGCAUGGAAAUGAGGUGCUGGGCAGGCAGCUGUUGAUCUAUCUGGUUCAGUAUCUGUGCUCUGAGUAUCUGCUUGGGAACGAGCGGAUUCAGACCAUCAUCAACACCACACGCAUCCAUAUACUGCCCUCCAUGAAUCCCGACGGCUAUGAGAUUGCCACCUCUGAGGUAGCCGAUAGGAACGACCCUGAAAACAUCUAUCAGGAAGGCCAUGAGUACAAUGGAUGGACCAGCGGCAGGGAAAAUGCCCAGAACAUUGAUCUGAACCGUAACUUCCCUGACCUCACCUCCAUCUUCUACAAUCGCCGUCGCUUCAGGCAUUUCCGUAGUGACCACAUCCCUAUCCCUGACUCCUAUUGGUUAAAUAAGGUGAUUGCACCUGAGACCUAUGCUAUGAUGAAAUGGAUAAGAUCCAUACCUUUUGUUAUAUCUGCUAGUCUGCAUGGAGGAGAAUUGGUCAUCUCAUAUCCUUUUGACUUCUCAAGACACCCCCACGAAGACAGGAUGUACUCACCCACACCAGAUGAACUAAUUUUUAGGCAACUGGCUAGGAUAUAUGCAGAUGCCCAUGCCACUAUGUCUAACAAUGACACUGAGAGAUGCGGAGCCUUAUUUGCCAAUAAAGGAGGGAUAACCAAUGGAGCACAGUGGUAUAGCUUUGCUGGAGGGAUGUCAGACUUUAACUACCUGCACAGCAACUGUUAUGAGAUCACCGUGGAGUUGGGCUGUGAUAAAUUCCCUUCUGAGGAGGAGCUCUACCCUGAAUGGCUCCGGAAUAAAGAGGCACUUCUCAGCUUCAUGGAGUCUGUCCACAGAGGUAUAAAGGGUAUUGUGAAGGAUGAACACGGCAAUGGCAUUAAAGGAGCCACAAUAUCUAUUAAGGGAAUGCGGCAUGACAUCACUACAGCUGAAGAUGGUGAUUACUGGAGAUUGUUGAAUCCAGGUGUCAACAUUGUGACCGCAGCUGCCUCUGGCUACUCUAAAGUAACCAAGCGCAUUAACUUGCCAAGAAAUGUGCAGGUGGGCCGGGUAGACUUUGUGCUGAAGAAGGUCCCACGAGAACCCUCUCUUGAUUACUUCAACAUCCCUGAACUGGACAACUAUGAGCGUUUCGACCCAUUUAAUCAGUUUGAGCAGUACAGCCAGAGGGAGCUGGGAGAGAAUGGAGAGGAGAGGACUGAGAAGCCAUGGUGGUGGGCUUAUUUCAGCCAGUCAGGAAUAUCUGCACCUACCUGGCUCCUGCGGAACUACUAAGGCCCCUCAGGACACCACAGGAGAGUAACCUGAUCCCAAAUAUUUUGCACCCAAGCCCUACUUGAAGAUUUUCAUCAUGAUGGUAACAUUAACUUCACUUGACAUACAAGAUGUGCAGCUUACCACUGAGCAUAGUGAAGGUAUUAUUGCCUUCCAGUAUAUAUUGUCUUACUGUAUGUAUCAGACUGGCAUCAUAGUAACAUUAUUCUGCCAUAAAAGUAAGCAGAAGUACCUUUCUCUUUUAAUUUGACGUCACCAGAUCACUGUCUGUGAUUUUUGAAGCUUCAAAAGAGAAAUCUCCAUUCACUUUUUAAGGACCUACUGAGCUAAGAUAUUUUCUAUUUUUGCUUCAAAUGUGUUCUGGUGAAGAGAGAAAGUCAUACACACCUGGGAUAUCAUGAGGGUGAGUAAUUAAUGAGAGAAUUUUCAUUUUUGGGUGAACUAUCCCUUUAAGUGUUAGAAGAACUGUUCAUUUUAAUUAAGCCAUUAGUUUUUGUAUUGCCCUUUAAACAUGAAGAGCUGAAUAUCCACUAGUUUGUACGAGGUAAAUAAAAGAAAAAACUUUCACUUUCAGUGCAAUUUCUGAUUUUCUUUUUUGUUUUUACAUUCUUUCCAUUCUGUUAGUAUUAGAGUUGUGUUACCUCAAAUAUUUGAGAUAGGGCAAGCAAAUGUUGUGCAAAUCAAGGAAUACAAUUAAAAAAACAUGCUACUUUCUUGACCCACUAGAUGGCAACAAAGACUUCAUAAUGAUGUCCAGCUGAGCCUGACGUCUAGAGUAAGCUAACAGAGCAUAAGAGGUAGCCACUGCUGAGAAUGCUACAGUAUGAUUU